UUAAGGAUAGAAUGAAGAAGAUGUGUGCAUUGAACGAAAUCUCGUCAAUAUUCGACACGUCAGUGAAAGAGGGAGAAGAAAUAGUUACAGGAGAUGAUGUGCCUGUUGCUAAUGAGGGGAAGAAACGAAAACGAAAGGAGACUAAAGGAAGUGGUAAUGGGCUCAUUGAAAAGGCAGAAAAAAUUCUGGGCCAGGAAAUUGAUGCUUUCCAAACCUUUGGAGAUUAUGUGGCUAGUGAGCUGCGGUCACUAAAGAAUGAAAAAAAUGUAAACAAACUGAAAAUAAUGAUUCUGAAAAACAUCAUUGAAAUGAGCGAGAUUGACAGUGCAGAAAUACCAUCCACUCCAGUUUCGCCAGUGAGAGAGACAAGUGCUGCCAGUCAAUGCGUACUUAAUGUAACAGAUUUUAUAAACAUAGAAUAAUGAUAAUAGAAUAUCUGUA
Molecule: messenger RNA, 441 nt
Organism: Schistocerca nitens (vagrant locust)
Lineage: Eukaryota; Metazoa; Arthropoda; Insecta; Orthoptera; Acrididae
Exons: 2
Coding region: 12-422 (136 amino acids)
Source: RefSeq, a predicted model, not a curated record